CGCUUUAUAGAACAACCCAAUAUUUUUGUCACCUAGAGUUGCUAUAUUUUUAAAUUGAUAAGUAUAUUAAAAAUAUGCUUAACCUGGCUAUUACUUUCUUUUUACAUCAGCUAACAACCUAGCUACCCAUUUUACACGGUUUUUUAUAGACACUUUCUUAGAAUAAUCGCAAAUUUUAAAACACAGAACUAGCACUAACCAUCCAUACAAAUUCAGACAAAUGUGGAGUUAACUCUUUCAGAAUAAACGUUUAAACUUUCCUUGAUCACGUAAAGAAAAUCUUCCAAAAUUUUUAUGUUGACGAUAUUAAAUGCAUCAAAGAAAAUAAAAACAGGGCGAACUUUUGUUUUCCUUUUGAUUCUUUCUCUUGUAAUCAUAAUUUUUCCCACUUCUGUAAUUAGGAAGCAAAUUUUUUUAUUGAUCACGAGAAUUUCAGACAAUAGUAAUUGAAAUUUUCUUUCGAUUUGCACUUGACAUACCCGAAUUCAUAAUAAAUUACACUGAAAUAGUCAGCCAUAAAAACAAUUUAUUUAUUUCAAGUUAACCAGCAAAACACUGGGUAACGAUUCAUUUAUUUAUCUGGUAAAUCAUUGCCGACAUAAUAAUUCAGCCUCCCCCAGAGACAUUUUUACUGUUGUCACUGGGAGUAGAAUAAAUAAAAUCUCCGCCCAUUCCAUUUAUCAGCGUUCUUCCCAUUGAAAACAAUAAAACUGAAACAUACACUGCUUUGUUGGUAUACAAACGAUACCCAAAAUCGUAAUCAUUAUUAUAAUGGCGGCAGAUGUGGACAGCGAUGUACCAGAUUGGGGAGCAGCAUUUACAUUUGGGCGCAGUCGAUUUGCUGAUAAUGUUGCUGGGAAAUUCUGGAUAAAAGAUGAUCCAAUUCUACAAAUUGCUUGUGGAGAUGAACAUACUGCAUUAUUGACUGCAUCUGGCAGAUUAUUCACAUUUGGAAACAAUGAAUGGGGUCAACUGGGACAUGGCCAUACAAAAACAGUUACAAAACCAUCUUUUGUCAAAGUUCUUAAAGGAGAAAGAGCUACAGUUGUGGCAUGUGGUCGAUCUCACACGCUUGUUGCUACAGAUGGUGGACAUGUAUAUGCUUUUGGAUCUAAUAGUGAAGGUCAGCUGGGGUCAGCUGAUGAACAACCUGUGCAUACAUCACCUAUUCGAGUACAAGGCCUUGAAGGAGUUACUAUCAAAAUGUUAAGUGGUGGAGCUGAUCAUUCUUUAGCCCUUACAGAUAAAGGAAUAGUCUAUGUUUGGGGCAGUGGGUCGGAAGGACAGAUUGGUCCAGAGAAAGGCCAAAUCCUGAUUCCAACCGAAUUAAAUUUAGAUGCAAAUAUCAUCUGUAUAUCUGCAGGGUAUUACCAUUCAGCUUUUGUGACAGUGGAUGGCAAGUUAUAUACUUGUGGUGAGGGUGAAUCUGGUAAAUUGGGUCUACCAGAUCAUAUGUUAAAAAGAAGUCCUCUUUGUGUUCACUGUGUACCUGCAUUUGAUAGAAAAGUUGUAUGGGUAUCAUGUGGAGGAAAUCAUACUGUGGUGCUUACAUCUGAUGGGAAAGUUUAUAGUUUUGGAAAUGGUUUUGAUGGGCAGCUUGGCUUAGGAUCAAAACUUCUAGAGGUAUCUUCACCUCAACAAGUUGUUUUUUUAGAAAGUGUUAGAGUUGCAAGAGUGAGUUGUGGAGAAAAUCAUACUGCUUUUUUGACAGACAGGGGACAGUUGUAUACAUGUGGUAAUGGGAGACAUGGAAAAUUGGGUCUUAUUGGAGUAGAUGAUUGUUCUAAUCAAUUUGUGCCAACUUUAGUUACAAGAUUUAAUGGUUUUCAAGUUCAGCAGGUAGCCUGUGGUGGCUGUCAUACCAUGGUUCUUGCAGUCAAACAAGAAACAGUAUUUAGUUCGUACUCUAAUCCACUUAAAGAUGAAGAAAUUAACUCUGCCAGAGAAAGGAGGCGCCAAAAAUGUAUGAAAUUACCUCCUUUACCACCAAUCUCUUCUCAUUCUAAUAAAAAUGAAACAUUCUCACCUGGACUUAAAGCUGAAUAUCGACAAAGGCUACCUAGUGUAUCAAAAGGUUCUGUAUGGUACGUACCAUUGCAACAGACAUCUGUUUCUGAAUCUAAUACAUCAGAUGAGGAUGAUGAAGUACUGACAAAAACAGAACGUAGGUGUUCCCUUUUGGAUGAAGUUGAGAAAGAUGAAAGCAUUAGGCAUGUUGAUAGUGAUGUGGAAUCAGAUAGUUCUGAGGAGUCUGAGUUAAAUAGGACACACACACUUGUAAGGAUUGAUAAUACGAUAUCGUUAGUUCGUCCGGUAAUUGAAAAUGAUGCAUCUUCUAAUGUACAGUGUACAGUUCAAGAAAAUUCCCCUGAGACUUCAGAAAUGGACAGAAUUUCUGUUGCAGCUACAGAUCCAAAAGAAUCACAGCUUGAACAGAAAAGUAAAAAUGUGAGAGGUUCAACAAAUGUUGUACCCUUAUCCAAAGAGCUUUCUUCAGAGGAAUUACAGAUGAAAAGUCAUUUUUAUGAUAAUGAAAUAUUAGAAUUGAAACAUGGAUCUAAAUCAAGUACACAGUCUUUAAAGAGCAAGUCUUCCAAAGCAUGUGUCAUAAUAUAGUCAUCCAAAGAAAUGUGAAACAAACUGAACAGUUUUAUUUGUUGUGCUUUUGCAUGUUGUUACCUACAAAUGAUAAUCAUCUAUGUAUACACUAGUAUACUGUUAUGUAUAUUUAUAAAAAAUAAUCAGAGAGCUUUUAUAUAUUUAUACAUACUUUUGUAUGCUCAAAUGAAGGUAAUGUUUUCUUGCCUUAGCUUUAAAUAUGUAAUGUGGUUUUUUUAUCCUGUUUAAGCAUUUAUAAUGUUUUUACGGACUGUAUGUAAAAAGUACUUUUUUUUUAUAAAAAGCUAGAUCAGUUCUAAUAACGUUUUAAGUUCUGAAAAAGUUAGCAUUGUAUAUACUUUGAAAAUGUUGUUACAUCAUAUAAGAGAUCUGUGUGCAGAUACUGAAGUCUGCAUUUUAAGCAGUCCUUUUUGCAGAAAUUAUGAAGAGCUGUUAAGUUAUUAAAGAUCAAAUAUAUAUAUAUAUAUAUUACAUUAAAAAAACUGUCACUUUAUGUAAACUCAAAAUUAACUUUAUAACUUUAUAUGUGUAUUAUGUUAUGAAUUAAUAAAAUUAAUGCCAAAUUUAUCAUGUGAAAUUCUUAGCACGCCAGUUAUUUUUAUAUUCUGGUUUUAAAACAUAAUGUAAAUAUGGUGGGAGAAGUUUUUUAGGAAUAAUAUUUAAAUUUAGAACUUCUGAUGAUUAUAUAAGUAUUUCUGUAAAUAUAAAGGCAGCUGAACUGUGUACUAAUUUUUCUAUCUUGAUAAUUCAAGAAUAUUUAACCAUUAUAUGAAAAAAGACAUUCUUGUUGAAUUGCAGAAAUGUAGAAAAAUUUCCUACCUUGGAAGCUAUAGCUCCUCAGUUAAAUAACAGUAAAAUACAAGGAAAAGGUAUCCAACAGUUAUGAGAAAUUUGUAUGAUUUCAUUAUGCAUUACCAGAUAAAUAUCAAUAUUGAAGAAUCUUUUUAAAUAAAAAUGGUCUUUUAAUAGGUUUUGAUGGAUCAGGACAUUCCCUAUACUUUUACCUACAAAAUUUAUAAACUCAAGAACUUCCUUUCAAGUACAGAACAAUUUAUAUAUAUAUAUGUUGAAUGAUCUAAAAUUCGCUUAGUUCGGAAUUAAACUUCCUACGUAUGGGUUUCCUCUGUGAUACUUCUACUAAUUUAUAUUAGAUAAUAUAAACAAUAUUUCUUUAGUAAAAAUUAUAUAUAUAUGUAUAUAAUUGUAAAGGUUUUUAUUAUCUUGAUGUAAAAGCCUUAAGGGGGAACAAAAACUUUUUACAGAACUAUCUGCUUUAACUUUUAAAAUGGUAAUGGGCUAAUUAUAUAAAUUUUUUAUACUGUGUAGCAGCUAGUAAAAAUAAAGCUAAGUACAUUUUAAAAACUCACAUAUUCUUACAUGUAAUAAAAACUACAUGUAAUAAAAAACACAUGAAAUUCCAUAUUUAUAUUUAAUAAAUAGUGUAACCAGACUUUUCUGGCAACAAUCCAAGAUAAAGGUUUAAAAUAAAAAAACAUUUACACCAAUAAUGUUUUUCUAUGCAUGAUACUUUUGUUACGUAUUUCAUUAUUUAAUGAAAUCCACAACAAAAUUAUCAUGCAUUCCCCCCCCCCAAAAAAAAACCACCAUUCAGGAAAUUUUACUUAAUAUUUUCCCCAUUGUCGAAUUGAUAGGAAUGGUAAAUACAAUCAAAAGUCGUUAAUCCGGACUCGUCGGGACUUCGGCGAUUCCGGAUUAUAGAUCAAAUGUUUAAAUCUGGUAAAAUGGCAUGAAGAAAUUAUAAAAUUAAAAAAAUGAAACCGUA
Molecule: messenger RNA, 4402 nt
Organism: Stegodyphus dumicola
Lineage: Eukaryota; Metazoa; Arthropoda; Arachnida; Araneae; Eresidae
Product: X-linked retinitis pigmentosa GTPase regulator-like
Source: RefSeq, a predicted model, not a curated record